AUGGCGAUGAUGACGAUGGAUUCGCAGUCCGAACUAAUGCAACAGUGUUAUCAGUUGUUAAAAGUGAUUCAUCAAUAUCUGUGUGAAGAUGAUCACUACAUGGGUCGUACGCUUGAAGACCCAGCAAAAGAUGCCGAAAGUGAGGCGUGUGAUCGAAUCUAUUUAAACGUGACUCCCGGUGACUCCCGCGGUGAGACACGUGACACACUGGUGGCCCAGUGUGAGGCUUUGCUGGCGAAGAUGGAAAAGUACGCACUACCGAGUGUACCGUUGGCGACGAGUGAAGUUAAGAUUCUGGAGCAGGAAGAUGAGGAAGAAGGAUCUUAUCUCGACAUGAGUGGUAACAAUACGCCCAAGGUAAACGUAAGCUCGUCAACGUGCAGUAUCGACGGGACGAGGGAAGCGGAGAUCGAAAUGGAACCAACGAAUGCAGUGGAACCCGAACGGGAAGAACAUGAAUAUGAGUUGACCACCGAUCAGAUCCUUUACGAUGAGUGUCAACAGGAUCCGCCAGUGGAGGCUGAGGAGGAUGUGCUUCAGCCGCUACCAGAGUGUCCGCCUGCUCCGGAUGAUAGCCAAUGUCCUUAUGGUGGACUGCCGGCAUCCCAUUUGCGCUUGUUACAUUCGCCGAAACACGGUACAUUGUUUAAGCAGGAGAAGCGUUUGUUUUUCGAUCAGUUCAAGAAGUACUACGUGGGAUUGGUUGGCAAAUGGCUGCUAGUGUACAACAGUCACAAUGAUCUGAAACCGUGGCAGACGAUCUACAUCAAGAGCAUCAAGCUGGACCUGAGUUUGAACGAGCACAUCAAUGAGAAGCAUCUCUUCCAGAUCUACACGCAGAGUGACUCGAAGGUGCACUUUCUUUCGCCCAGCUUCCAGGAUCUGAACGAGUGGAUAGUGGCCAUCGAAAACAAUCUUAUCGAGGGGAAGACGAACGAACGGAUUGAGGGAUCCAAUGCCAACGGUACACCGCCUGGUGCGGCAUCGUUGAGAAAGUUGCCUUUACCCCCUUAUCCCGGGCAGUGCAACGAUGCCGUCGAUGAAACAGAUCAGCCCAUCCCGAGUCACGAGGACGGCAUUUACGAGGAACCAGCUCUCUGCCUGAAGAAUGAACAGCAAUCACCAUCAGCACCGAAAGAGAAGAGCCAUGGCUACGAUACACCGAAACCGGGCACUCCGAAGCCGGUUGAACAGGCGCCGAGUAUUAGUCCUUGUAAACCGGAAGCAGCGACCAAAAAACCGGAAGUACCUCCAAUCAGUAGCCCCGAGUGCAGAGUGGCGGUGGCUCCAGCUGUUUGCCCCAAACCGGCCAAAACGGGCUGGCUUAAGAACAAAUUCAAUCGAUCACCGAGUGAGACCGUUGAUGGGAAGCCGAACAAGAAAUCGAUGAAGAAAUUGUCGUUCGACGAGCUGCCGCUUCCGGGGGAUGUUCCGGAUACGAAGUCACCGACCAACAAGCAGCAGCCCACUCCGAAGUUUUCCCUCACGACAACGCCAACGAAUAAGGGGGCAAAGAUCAACAUGAUCAUUAGCCAGCUGGAGGCCAACGGGCAGUUGAAUUUGUUAUCCAAGCGCCUAAACGAAAGCAGCAAAAGGUACACGUGGGCGGUGGAUGAUGUGACUGGUUAAGGUGAUCUAAUUACCGGCAA
Messenger RNA from Anopheles darlingi, 1649 nucleotides. RefSeq lists its product as uncharacterized. The record is from RefSeq and is a predicted model, not a curated record. The transcript is spliced from 2 exons. The coding region runs from base 1 to 1629 and encodes 542 amino acids. Lineage: Eukaryota; Metazoa; Arthropoda; Insecta; Diptera; Culicidae.